CCGGAAGUUAGAGUAGCUCUCUGGGUUGCUAAGAGACCAGGCUGCCACAAACCAAGCCGGUGAUUCUCCACCCUCUUUCCCUUUCUGGAUCUGCUUCACAAUUUCCAAAAGUCGGGUGACCAUGUCUGACGGCGAAGCUGAUAUCUUGAGAAGCACCUUUCCCUCUUACGUGGCAGAGGGCGAGAGGCUUUAUCUGUGCGGGGAGUUCUCUAAGGCCAUUCAAAGCUUUACCAACGCUCUUCACCUUCAAAGCGGAGAUAAGAACUGCCUGGUUGCGCGCUCCAAGUGCUACCUGAAGAUGGGAGACUUAGAGAAAUCCUUGAAUGAUGCUGAAGCCUCACUUCAGAAUGACCCGACUUUCUGCAAGGGGAUCUUACAGAAGGCAGAGACACUGUACACCAUGGGAGACUUUGAGUUUGCCCUGGUGUUCUAUCAUCGAGGCUACAAACUGAGACCUGACCGGGAAUUCAAAGUUGGAAUUCAGAAAGCCCAGGAAGCCAUCAACAACUCGGUGGGAAGUCCUUCUUCAAUUAAGCUGGAGAACAAAGGAGACCUCUCCUUCUUAAGCAAGCAAGCUGAGAGUAAGAAAGCCCAACAGAAGCAUCUACCUAUAAAGCACCUCUCAUACAACACCAAGCAUGAAAUCAAGCGGAAGGGCUCGCUCAAGAGUGAGAAGACCGUCAGGCAGCUGCUCGGGGAGCUGUAUGUGGACAAGGAGUAUCUGGAGAAGCUUCUUCUGGAUGAAGAUCUCAUCAAAGGCACCAUCAAGAAAGGUCUGACCGUGGAGGACCUCAUCAUGACUGGCAUCAACUACUUGGACACCCGCAGCAACUUCUGGAGGCAGCAGAAGCCCAUCUAUGCCAGGGAGCGAGACCGGAAGCUGAUGCAAGAGAAGUGGCUGAGGGACCGGAAACGCAGCCCCUCGCAGACAGCCCACUACAUCCUCAAGAGCCUAGAGGACAUUGACAUGUUGUUGACCAGUGGCAGUGCUGAAGGGAGCCUUCAAAAAGCUGAGAAAGUACUUAAGAAGGUUCUGGAAUGGAACCAAGACGAGGUACCCAACAAGGAUGAACUGGUCGGGAACUUGUACAGCUGCAUAGGCAACGCCCAGAUUGAGCUGGGGCAGAUGGUGGCUGCCUUGCAGAGCCACAGAAAGGACCUGGAGAUCGCCAAGGAACAUGACCUUCCAGAUGCAAAAUCGAGAGCCCUUGACAAUAUUGGCAGAGUUUUUGCCAGAGUUGGGAAAUUCCAGCAAGCCAUUGACACGUGGGAGGAGAAGAUCCCUCUAGCCAAAACCACCCUGGAGAAGACCUGGCUCUUCCAUGAGAUUGGCCGCUGUUACUUGGAGCUGGACCAGGCGUGGCAGGCCCAGAGCUAUGGUGAAAAGUCUCAGCAGUACGCUGAGGAGGAAGGGGAUCUCGAGUGGCAGCUGAACGCUAGUGUUCUGGUGGCACAGGCCCAAGUGAAGCUGAGAGAUUUCGAGUCAGCUGUGAAUAACUUCGAGAAGGCCCUGGAGAGAGCCAAGCUGGUCCACAACAAUGAGGCGCAGCAGGCCAUUAUCAGCGCCUUAGACGACGCCAAUAAGGGCAUCAUCGAAGAACUUAAGAAAACGAACUACAGGGAGAUACUCAGGGAAAAGGCAGAGAGACAGGACAUCAGUUUACAGAUGGAUCUGCAGGCAGCGUCGGAGAAGGAAACGAAACGAGGCGGCGAGCAGGAGAAGGUGGUGAAACAGUGGGAGAGGGAUCCAGAGAGUGAGAGCGAGAGAGAUGACGAGGGCUCGAAGCAGAGGCUGAGGGUGGAGGAGCCAGAAAGAAGCAGCUCGGGAGGAUCCAGCAGAAAACUGUUGGGAGACAGUCACUCGUCAAACCAAGGGAUCAGGAGAGAGUCCAGGGAAAUCUACAGGAGGAUCUCGGACGACUCCACCCACCCACCCUCAGAGGAUGUCAGCCAAAAGCAAGAGAAGAAACCAGCAGAAGCAGCCAGGGGGGAGGUCCAAAAGUUGGAGAAAACAAAAGAGGAGGAGAAACCGAAAGCCUGAGGUACUCAACAGCUGAGGAGGGAUGAAAACUGGCUCAGUCGGCACCGGUUCAGGAGCACAGCGCUCCCAGGCAAGAUGUUUCAGAUAGGAAAGACUGAGAGACUGACUUCAACAGACCACCCCAUGCGCCCCUGCUCCCCAUUAAAUAUGCAUUUUAAUUUUUACA
Messenger RNA from Grammomys surdaster, 2207 nucleotides. It is a transcript of the gene Odad4, whose product is annotated as tetratricopeptide repeat domain 25. The record is from RefSeq and is a predicted model, not a curated record. Bases 122 to 2041 code for a protein of 639 amino acids. The transcript is spliced from 12 exons. Gene Ontology annotation, cellular component: cytoplasm. NCBI's taxonomy places the organism in Eukaryota, Metazoa, Chordata, Mammalia, Rodentia, Muridae. Gene Ontology annotation, molecular function: protein binding.